Exophiala viscosa is the source of this 1641-nucleotide messenger RNA. RefSeq lists its product as uncharacterized. The coding region runs from base 1 to 1641 and encodes 546 amino acids. The transcript is spliced from 2 exons. The record is from RefSeq and is a predicted model, not a curated record. Gene Ontology annotation, molecular function: flavin adenine dinucleotide binding; N,N-dimethylaniline monooxygenase activity; NADP binding. NCBI's taxonomy places the organism in Eukaryota, Fungi, Ascomycota, Eurotiomycetes, Chaetothyriales, Herpotrichiellaceae.
AUGGACAACAUUAAUAUCACAGACCAGGAGAUCCCAAAUGGUGAUGUCGAAGAGCUUGACGCUAUCAUAGUUGGUGCAGGCUUUGGUGGAGUCUAUCAACUGAGGCGGCUGCGCCAGGAAGGAUACAAGGUAAAACUGGUCGACUCUGCGUCUGAUUACGGAGGUGUGUGGUGUUGGAACCGCUUUCCUGGAGCACGUGUGGACAUCACCAUUCCUCAUUAUGAGUUCUCAGACCCCGAACUCUGGCGCUCGUGGUCGUGGACUCAAAGGUUCCCCGGUUCAGCAGAACUGCGAGCAUAUUUUAGUUUUGUCGCGGAGAAGUGGGAUCUACGCAAGGACACCUACUUCAGUACUCGCAUUACGGCUGCGGAAUGGAAUGAAGAAGAAGGCAAAUGGUUGGUGACAGCAGCCAACGGAAAGGUCUUUCGUGCGAAGUACUUUCUCCUCAACACUGGCUUUGCGGCUAAAAGAUACAUACCGGACUGGAAAGGCAUUGAUCGAUUUCAAGGUACUUGGGUCCAUCCAUCAUAUUGGCCAAGAAACGAGCCCGAUCUCAAAGGUAAACGAGUCGCCGUCGUUGGGACGGGCUCAACGGGUGUCCAGCUUAGCCAAGAGCUCAGCAAAGUGGCCGGCGAAUUCGUUCUCUUUCAAAGGACUCCCAAUAUGGCACUACCAAUGAAACAAGUUGAAUACGCUGCAGACAAACAGGCUUUUCCAAGAGAGAACUAUGCCAAGUUCUUUACCGAAAGGACUCAGGGCUUUGGGGGCAUAUUACUCAACUUUCUUCCUCGGGCCACUUUCGACGAUACGCCAGAACAGAGGCAAGCUACCUACCAACGACUGUGGGAUGAAGGUGACUUUCACUUUUGGUUGGCCACCUAUCACGACAUGAUGUUCUCAAGGGACGCCAAUAAAGAAGCUUACAAUUUCUGGCGAGACAAAGUCAGAGCCAGGAUCAAUGACCCGCGGGUGAAGGAAAUGUUGGCUCCAGAGAUCCAACCCCAUGCUUUUGGAUGCAAACGAUGUUCGUUGGAGAUCGGAUUCUACGAGAUUUUCAAUCAGCUGAAUGUCUCUUUGGUGGAUGUGAACUCCACACCAAUCCUCGAGGUGACUGAAAAGGGCAUCAAGACCACGGAGAAGUUGUGGGAGUUCGACUAUGUCAUCUGCGCUACGGGUUUUGACGCAGUCACUGGUGGUUUCAACGAGAUAGAUAUCCGCGGAAAGUCUGGACACAGGCUUACUGACAAGUGGCUCGAAGGUGUCAAAACAUACCUUGGACUAGCCGUUUCUCAAUUCCCAAACAUGUUCUUCACCUACGGACCCCAAGCACCCACUGCUUUUUGCAACGGCCCAACUUGUGCCGAACUACAGGGCGAAUGGAUCCUUGGUGUACUCAAUCACAUGCGAGAGAAGGGAUCAAAGUCAAUUAACGCCCAGGAACAGGCAGAAAACGAGUGGAGCAAAGGUGUCCACGCAAUUGCAAAUGCUUCGCUGCUACCAACUACAAAGUCGUGGUACAUGGCCGAUAAUAUCCCAGGCAAAGUCAGAGAGCCGUUGAUAUACCUUGGAGGUGUUCCCACGUACUAUAAAACCAUCGACGAAUGUGCAAAGAACGGGUACGCGGGCUUCGAUGUGGUUUAG